This is a messenger RNA of Haemonchus placei, 1623 nucleotides long. NCBI's taxonomy places the organism in Eukaryota, Metazoa, Nematoda, Chromadorea, Rhabditida, Trichostrongylidae. The record is from the annotation of a GenBank genome assembly.
AUGUUUUUAGAUUCCACUGAGAUUAUUCAUCGCGAUGUUUCCUCACAAGCGCGUGCCCCCGUGAAGAACGAUUACAUUCGACCGUGCUACUUUACCAAUUGGGCUCAGUACAGAAAUGGGCGAGGAAAAUACAUGCCUGAAGAUUACAUACCUGAACUUUGUACUCAUAUUCUGUUCGCAUUCGGCUGGAUGAAUGAAGACUACACUGUCAGAGCAUUUGAUCCAGCUGAUCUGCCAAAUGACUGGGCCGGUGAGGGAAUGUACAGACGUGUCAAUGCUCUCAAACGUAAAGACCCUAACCUCAAGACCCUUCUUUCCAUUGGUGGAUGGAGUUUUGGCACACGACUAUUCAAGGAUAUGUCAGAAACACCCGUCCGGCGAAAGGUCUUCAUCACUUCCGCAAUUGCAUUUGUUCGUCAGUGGGACUUCGAUGGAAUCGAUAUCGAUUGGGAAUAUCCAUCUGGUCCAGCCGAUGUCAGGAACUACGCCAGCUUCAUCUCGGAGCUCAGCGAAGCAUGUGCAGCAGAAGCGACAUCGUCUCAGAAGCCUCGCCUGCUCGUUACAGCUGCAGUGUCUGCUGGAGAAAUCACGAUUGACGCUGGUUAUGAUGUUCCGGCCAUUGCUGACCACCUUGACUUCAUCCUACUCAUGAACUACGAUUUUCACGGAGCCUGGAGCGCCGAGACCGGCUUCAACUCGCCUCUCUACCCUAGAGAGGACAUGCGAGAAUCAGAGAAAGUGUGGAAUAUCGACUGGGCGGCCAACCACUGGAAUGAAAAGGGUAUGCCAAAGGAGAAGAUAAUUAUCGGAAUACCAACAUAUGGUCGAGGAUGGACUCUGAAGGAUAAAUCAAACAUCAGUGUGGGAACGGAAGGAUCACCUGCCAAAAUCACUCCAUUCACUCAAGAAGCAGGCGUUGCAUCAUUUUAUGAGUUCUGCGAAAUGCUGGCCACUGGUGCAACUCGUUACUGGAGCUCCGAACAACAAGUUCCAUAUCUUGUACAGGGGGAUCAGUGGUGGAGUUAUGAUGACCAGGAAUCAAUAGCCAACAAGAUGGCAUGGAUCAAGCGCAAUAAAUAUGGUGGAGCCUUUGUAUGGACAUUGGACUUUGAUGAUUUCAACGCCAAGUGCUCGAACAGUGACGGACAACGUUAUCCGCUCAUCAGUAUCAUCGCAAAGGAGCUUGGAGGAGUCACAAUACCCUGUGUAAGUAGUGGUUGCUUGAAUAAAACGUCAUGGAAUAGUGCCAAAAUCAACGAUGACUUUAAUUUUGCUUGCGCUUCGUACACAAUGUCGUGUCCUACUGGAAUGCAUUUUUCACCUCCGAAAGGAUAUUGUGUGCAUAUCGCUGACUCGAGCUGUUCCCCGUCCACUACCGUGACCACCUUCUCGCCAACAACUACAAAAACACCUGGAAAUGUUUUUCUAACCAUCAGAGCCCCAUUUUCAGCAUUUGAAUGUGGCUCAGAUGGAUUCUAUGCUGAUAUAAAGAACUGUAAAAGGUUCAUCCGAUGUGUGAACGGGAACCCCUACGGUUUUGACUGCCCAAAAGGUCUUUCAUUCCAUGCUGAUUCUUUGAUGUGUGAUCAUCCAGAUCCGUCAAAGUGUGCUGGUUUUGCCUAA